This is a messenger RNA of Aricia agestis (brown argus), 987 nucleotides long. RefSeq lists its product as uncharacterized. Gene Ontology annotation, cellular component: mitochondrion. Lineage: Eukaryota; Metazoa; Arthropoda; Insecta; Lepidoptera; Lycaenidae. Gene Ontology annotation, biological process: negative regulation of ribosome biogenesis; negative regulation of translation. Gene Ontology annotation, molecular function: ribosomal large subunit binding. The transcript has 3 exons. The record is from RefSeq and is a predicted model, not a curated record. The coding region runs from base 131 to 853 and encodes 240 amino acids.
UCAUUCUUACAUUUUGUGGAUGUAAAAUUUGUAUUAUUUCUUGUCCUUUACUUUAAUAUAUGACCGUAUUGUUUCCGUGAGAGGUAAUCUUUUUGUCUUAUGUAACACAAACUAACCUUCAAAACCAAUUAUGUAUAGACGAGUGAUAAAAACUAUCAAUAACCUUCAAGCUCCAUCAUUUUUAAAACAUGCAUCUUUACCGAAUAAAAAACACAGUAUAGAUCGAAGAUUUUUGUCCUGUGGUAGUUGUUUACGAACGCCUCGAGUGCCACCCAAACCGCAGACAUCUGCAGCUAUAGCUAGCAAGUACGAAAUAAUAUCAGAAAAAAAUGCCCAAGUUAUAGAACAUACUGCAGAUGAAGUUGUCUCCGAGGAACCGUUUAACAUGAUUAGCGAUGAGUUUGAAGGAAUCAAUAUGGAAAGAGGAAAGAAUGGUGUUUUCGAAAUAGAGGAUCUUGUAGAUUUACUACAAAGAGAAAACUCAAAGGAUAUAUUUGUUGCAACAGUCCCAAAAGAAAUUAAUUUUGUUCAGUACAUUUGUAUUGUCAGCGGUAGAAGUAAGAGACAUCUCCUUGCUUUAGCAGAAUUUGUUCGGAAAGUUUAUAAAAACAAAUGCCACAAGAGUGACCCUAUACCCAGAAUUGAAGGCAAAGAUUCUGAGGAGUGGAUGGCAUUAGAUUUAGGUAAUAUUGCUCUACAUAUUUUUUCAGAGAAGACUCGUCAAAUAUAUGACUUGGAAACACUUUGGGCUGUUGGGUAUGAAUUUGACAAGCAGAUAAAUAAGACAAGUGAAGUAGUAGAUAUGCUCGAAAACUACAGCACAUACCUAAAAGACUUGAAGCCUUUAGCAUAAUUAGAUAAUGGACCCAAAAAUUCGAAGUAUUUCUGACUGCUGUGAACAUUCUAAUAGUCCAUAAUUAUAUUGAAAUAUAGGAAAAAUGUAUAAAUAAAAUUUGCUAGAAAAGUCUCAUAUAAAAUGUUUACUUU